AUGGAAAAUAAGUUUGAGUAUAAAUAUAAAGAUCCAAAUGAUUGGAGUAUCGAAGAUACCAAAUCAUGGCUACAUGAUUUUAAAAAGAGAUCUCCGCAGUUAAAAGAUGUAGAUUUAACAAAAUUCGAAUGGAGUGGGGAUCAAUUAAUGUUAUAUUCAUUAGAAGAUUUUCAAAGUAUGUCACCAUUUGGUUUAUCACUAUACCGUAAUCUUCAUAGUUUAUCAAAAUCAGAAUGGAACAAAAGUUUGAAGAAUGGUAGAAAUAUUGAAGAAUAUAAUAUAAGUAAAGAUCUUAUAGAAAGAGAAAUAGUAGAUAGAACAGUUUUAAUUAGAAUUGGGACAAAAAAUACAUUUAUUUCGUUAGGAUGUGGUGUUAGAAUUGGUAGUAGUUUAAUUUUAACAUCAAAGCAUGUUGUUCAUCAUGCAGAUUUCCCACAGGAUAAGGUUUUAUUUAAUAUUGGUGUCUCAAAACCAAUGAAAUGGGUAUCAGCAAAACUUUUAGAGAUGACAACUGAAAAUGAUGACUUUGACUUAGCUCUUUUAGAAAUUUAUGAUGAAGAAAGUGUUUUUGACCACAUUUUAGAUAGUAGUAAAUCAAAACAAACAAACUCACCAAACAAAAGAUUAUCAAGUAACGAACCAUCAUCCUCCUCAUCAUCCUCUUCUAGUAAUAGCAAUAUUAAACAGCAACACGAUCAUAAAGAAAAUGCAGAUGGAUUUUAUGAAAAGAAUCAUGUAGUAAAUAGUAGCGAAUAUACAAAGCCAAACUAUGACUAUCAGCAUUUAGAUGACAAUGAAAAAGAGAAACAAAAACAAGAUUUUGAAAAAGUUAUUAGUAUUAACUCAAUUAGCUUCCAUGACAUCAAUGAAGGAAUUCUUUGUAAAGAUAUAAUCUUAUGUGGUUUUCCAAAAGAAAGAAUUCCAAAAGUUUUAAUUUCAGAUUUUAAAAUAAAUGUUCCACCUGUAACACCCUCAAUUGAAAAGGGAUAUGUUUCAUUCUCUGACGAGAGAUUAAUUGAAGUUCAAUCCGUACCAGAACCUGGAUAUUCUGAAUCAUCGGUUAUUUUUAGUACAAGUGAUGCCAGGUUAGUUGGUAUAGUAAAAUCCCAAUAUAUUACCAAUCCAUAUAAAUACUAUGUCACCCCAGGUAUUCAAAUUAAAAAUUGGUUAAAUACAACAUUAAGAAAACAUAACAUUAAUAAUUUAUCCUUUUAAAUUUAAUUAUUAAUAAUACCAAUUAAAAAAAAAAAAAUAAAAAAAAAAAAAUAAAUAUUAAUUUAUAAGAG
Dictyostelium purpureum is the source of this 1286-nucleotide messenger RNA. RefSeq lists its product as uncharacterized. The record is from RefSeq and is a predicted model, not a curated record. Bases 1 to 1215 code for a protein of 404 amino acids. Lineage: Eukaryota; Evosea; Eumycetozoa; Dictyosteliales; Dictyosteliaceae. The transcript is spliced from 4 exons. Gene Ontology annotation, molecular function: sequence-specific DNA binding.